Rhopilema esculentum is the source of this 2724-nucleotide messenger RNA. Lineage: Eukaryota; Metazoa; Cnidaria; Scyphozoa; Rhizostomeae; Rhizostomatidae. The record is from RefSeq and is a predicted model, not a curated record.
AUGGAAGAGAACAAUAUAAUAGAAGAACAUAUAGGACCAGCACCAUGGAUUUCAAAUGUAGUGCUCGCCCCAAAAGAUGAUGGUAGUAUUCGGGUCACUGUUGACAUGCGUCAAGCAAACCGGGCAAUUGAAUCAACAAACAUUCCAAUUCCCAGAGUAGAGGACAUUAAAACACAACUUGCAAGGUGUCAACAUUUUUCUAAACUUGAUUUUAAGUCUGCAUUCCAUCAACUGGAGCUUGAUGAAGAGUCUAAGAAGAUCACAGUGUUUCAUGCAGGUGACCGACUGAUGCGGUAUCGAAAACUUACUAUGGGCACGAAACCAGCCUCUGGCGAGUUGACAAAGGCGCUUCUUCCACUAUUUCAGCCCAUUCAAGAAGCACAUGUUAUCCAUGAUGACCUCAUCAUAGCAGCCAAAACAAAGAAACAACAUGAUCAUGCAUUAAAUCGCGUCCUUCAAGUAAUUGCAAAAUCAGGAAUGACUUUGAAUCCUGAUAAAUGCAUGUUUGAUAAGGAGGAAAUUCCAUUCUGGGGACUACGUGUCUGCAAAGAUGGUAUUAAACCGGACCCAGAAAAGGUCAAGGCAUUGCAACAUGCCUCACGCCCACGUUCAAAGGAUGAACUACAAUCUUUCCUCUGUAUGAUCCAGUCAAAUAAAGACUUCAUACCAGACUUAGCAAGCAAAACAAUGAACCUUCGGAUGCGAACAAAGAAACACAGUCGCUUCACUUGGGAUAAGGAGUGCCAAAGAGAAUUUGACAGGUUGAAAGUUGCAUUCAGAGAAGACACUCUUCUCCGCCAUUUCAAUCCUGAAGAGGAUACAUUUAUUUUUGUGGAUGCGCAUCUUUCAGGACUAUCUGCAAUUCUGAUGCAAGGAGAGACAAGUGAUAGUGCAAAGCCAGUAGCAUUUGCCAGCCGUGCCACAACCCCAGUAGAGCAGAGAUACCCACAGCUAGACUUAGAAGCACUAGCCAUUGACUUUGGAUUGCGUCGGUUUCGCUACUUUAUUGCAGGAGGUCCUGAGAUCAAAGUCGUUACAGAUCAUAAGCCCCUGGUAAGCAUUUUUUCUAAUGCUAGAAAAGGGUCGGUCAGAACAGACCGGAUAAAGCUGCGUCAUCAAGACAUGAAAUAUAGAGUAAUCUGGAAGGAAGGGAAAGUUAACCCAGCUGAUUACCUUUCCCGACAUGCAACACCAUUUAGUAGCAUCAGCAGAGAUCAACAAAAAGAAACCAGUGAACUAGAAAAAACGGUCUGGCUUCUUCAAUAUGCUUCAUACACCGAGUCCAUUUCUAUGAGUCGAAUCAUCGAUGAGACAGAUAAAGACAAAACACUUCAUGAGUUGAAGAAAUACAUUAGAAAGGGAUAUGUACCAAAGACAAAGGGUAAUCUCGCUCCAUUCAAAAAGAUCUUUGCGGAACUUACCAUCUCAGAUGAGGAACUGAUAAUGAAAGGAGAACGCAUUAUUCUUCCUGAGAGUUUGUGGGACAUUGCCCUUGUAAAAGCCCACCAGGGAGGUCACCCUGGAAUGAACAGCCUUAAAUGCCGCCUACGCAGUCAUUUCUGGUUCCCAAAAAUGAACCAAAAAGUGGAAGAGAAAGUGGCAUCCUGUAAAGAGUGUCAACUAUUUACAAACAAGACAAUGCACGAACCCAUUCAAUCUCACAGAACGCCGGAACAUGCAUGGCAAGAUGUAAGCAUUGAUCUGUUUGGUCCUAUGCCCGACAGUAAGCAUGUGUUGGUAGUUCUGGAUAAAAUGAGUCGAUUUCCUGCAGCAAAGCUUGUCCCAAACACCGCAGCUAAGCCUGUCAUUAAAGCAUUGGAUGACAUUUAUACAGAUUUCGGUUAUCCUGAAAUGCAUCGCACAGACAAUGGACCACCAUUUGAUUCAAAAGCAUUUGCUGAAUUUUCCCAAGGCAGCGGUAUUGAUCAUGUUAAAACCUUCCCGUAUCACCCACAAGCAAACCCUGCAGAAACAUUUAUGCGUCCUCUCGGAAAAGCAUUAAAGGCGGCCCAUUUCAAUAAAAAGGAUAAACAUACAGCUAUUAAGGAAGUCCUAGCAACAUAUCGGGCGACGCCUCAUCCUGCAACGGGAGUACCACCGGGAGAUCUCUUGCUUCGUAGUGGGUAUCGAAAAGAUUUUCCGCGACGGCAACUGACUGAGCAACAGAUACGCGAGGCUCAGAUGCAAGACAGAGCACAACGUAUGUCUCGAGAGGACCAAAUGAACAGGUCGACCCAUAGAAAGAAGUCCAUCUACACUCCAGGGGAUCUUGUGUACAUACGGAACAUGCAGCGGUGCAAGUUUGAUCCCAUCUUUGGGCCAGAGCUGUAUAAAGUCCUGUGCACAGAAGGUAGCGGCCUGUUACUAGAAAGUUUGGCUGAUAAUAAAAGUUUCAGAAGGCACUGUGAUGACGUAAAGCCUGCAGUUAGCCAAGGAAAAAUCGAGGACCAUACUAUUUGGAUAGAGAACCAAGCCCAUCAAACAGAAAACGCGAACAACCAAGAUCCGGUUCCAGACAUGACAGAAGAGCCAGUAAUUGCCCUGCUGGCGUUAUGCGCAACAUCCAAAAAGGACAGGGCUACAAGACUCGGAGGGAAACUCGUUUACCUGCUAGGUUCAAAGACUACGUCCGUUACUAAAAAAGGAAGUGUGUUGUGUCCGCCAUUUUUGGGUUGUGUUGUUGGAAGAGGAGGAGGAAGGCAGAAGGAGGGACUGCAGAACUGA